CGCAGAGGAAGAGCGACUCGCGGACGACAAGGGAUCAGACCCAGCUCUGAAAGACAUACACAUUGAUGGAGCAAAUUAAUGAGACGCUCAGCAGCAACUCCACCGCCUGUCCGUCCAUCGACGACUUCCGUAAUCAGGUUUACACCACGUCCUACUCCAUCAUCACCGUCUUCGGCCUGGUAGGGAACGGCUUGGCCCUGGUGGUGCUGAUCAAAUUGUACCGGCAGAGUUCUCCUUUCCAGGUCUACAUGCUGAACCUGGCCGUGUCCGACCUGCUGUGUGUCAGCACUCUGCCUAUGAGGGUGCUCUACUACGUGAACAAGGGCCAGUGGAACCAGGGCGAUUUCCUGUGUCGCAUCAGCUCCUACGCCCUCUACGUCAACCUCUACUGCAGCAUUUACUUCAUGGCGGUCAUGUCCGUCACACGCUUCCUGGCCAUUGUCUUCCCCGUGCGGAACCUUCAACUGGUGACAGUGAGCCGUGCACGUCUGGCGUGUCUGAGCAUUUGGAUUUGUAUCUGUCUUGCCUCUUCGCCCUUCUUGAUGUUAGGCCAGAAAUUUGAUCCUGUGACCAACAAAACAAAGUGCUUUGAGCCUCCGCAAGGUCAAGGCGUGUCUGCACUUGUAGUGCUGAACAAUGUUUCUUUGGUGGUGGGUUUUCUUCUGCCCUUCCUGGUCAUACUGUUCUGCUAUGCCGGGAUUAUCCGCGCCCUACUUACCCGCGCUCCACUGGCUAGGUGCCACCAGGGCACGCGCUCCAAAUCAAUUAGUAUGAUCGUGAUCAUCCUUUUGACGUUCUUGAUAAGCUUCAUGCCGUACCACGUGCAGCGCUCCGUCCACAUUCACUCCCUGUCCCGCACGGACACUCGUUGCACGGAAAGGGUUGCCAUGCAGAAGUCAGUCGUGGUGACGCUGUGCCUGGCAGCAGCCAAUUCAUGCUUUGACCCGCUGCUCUACUUUUUCUCGGGGGAAGGUUUCCGCAGCCGCCUGUCGUCCAUGCGUCUGUAUCGGUUGACCAGCACACAGACACGCUCAGUUAGACUAAAUGCUGCUGGUUUAGAGAACCGAGACAACCGACUGCAAAGUGCCACAUCGUUUAUACGAAUUAGCAGCACUGUCAAAUAAAGGCAAAAACUAAAUAAACAAAAUAAAAUAAAA
This is a messenger RNA of Nerophis lumbriciformis (worm pipefish), 1157 nucleotides long. RefSeq names its product cysteinyl leukotriene receptor 1-like. Gene Ontology annotation, cellular component: plasma membrane. Gene Ontology annotation, biological process: G protein-coupled receptor signaling pathway. NCBI's taxonomy places the organism in Eukaryota, Metazoa, Chordata, Actinopteri, Syngnathiformes, Syngnathidae. Gene Ontology annotation, molecular function: leukotriene receptor activity. The record is from RefSeq and is a predicted model, not a curated record.